GGGUAUAAAUUUGUCAGUCGAAGCUUUGAAUUGCGCCGGGACACCAAAUCAGGCAUCAAACCGCCAUACUUCAAACCCAGUGAUUGCAUGGACUUUCUGAUUGAUUACUUGGUUUUCAGCUUAUUUUAUUUCUGGGUGUGAUACACUUGUCCUCGUGUAGCUGAUCUUUCAUCACUGUGGUCUGCUAUCAGUGCCUUGAAGUUCCUGAGUUCCAAUUUUUUUACUCAUAGGACACACAGCUAUAAAUCUUAAACAAAAGUGUCAUCAGACGUGGACGUACGAGAAACAUCUCAUUACAGAACUGAGUACUUCCUGCUACUUUAUAUAAAGUAGCACUCAGAACAUCAGGACAUACGGAGCAAACAUGCUCUGGCGCACAGCAGCACCUGAGCUCUUCUUAACUUUCCAUCAAUGAGCAGUGCUAUAGUCGGUGCUCCGAGGAUGUUCACCCAGAGAGACUGAAAUGAGCUGAACUCAACUUUUAUCAGAUAUUUAUCCUCACAUCCACCACGUCUGCUUCACCAGCAGCAAGGUCUUUGGAACAACAAUGAUGCUGCUCAGCAUGAAUACGUAUCUGGCUCUGCUAUGGGGAAUAUUUGUUUUGUUAUCUACGGAGUCCAUGAGUGUUUCCAUACCAGUAACCGGCAGAAUUAACACAACCACUGAACCCAACAAGACAACCAAGCAGCUGCCGUCAAUCAGUGCACACGUGGUUCAUAAAGAAACAGAGACGCAACCUGCGACCCAGCAGCCAACUCACAAACCUGCAGAAGCUUCUGCAACAGCAAACACAGUUUCCCCUCCGACACCCACAAUAGAAACGGAAGAGGCCACUGUCGCUGAGAGCUCAAAUGACAUCACAGCUGGUUUGGUUUCCAUGAACACUGCAGCAGAAACUACAAACAGCUCACGUCCACGACUGCUUGAUAUCUCCACAGCAGUGAGCACAGCUGCAGGUGAACCUUCCCUUAGCACGACGAUCUCAGAAACAGCAAAACCUACAGAGGGUCAGUUGCAUCAGCAGUCACCCACCACUCCGACUGACAUGAAUUCUUUCUCUGCAGCGACCUCUGCAGCGUUUUUAUCAACAGAGACUGUGUCUUUGCCGCAGCCUACAUCCACUAAGCCUGAAGUUACAUUUGAGGUAUCUUCAGCGACCUCUCCUGCUUCUACUCAGACUUCAGUCUUCAUCAAGAACCUCAGCCGUUCUUCAGCUUUUACUACAACUACAAUGACAGAGAACCCCACCUCUGAGGCAGCGCCUGUGUCUGACCCCACUUCCAUGCCUUUCACAGUCAGUGAGACCACCACCAGCACUGAGCUUUCAUCGACGUCUCAGCCCAUGUCUGUAAUGAGAACCCACAUCUCCACAUCAGCGAACAACGCUUCUGAGGCAGCGCCUGUGUCUGACCCCACUUCCAAGCCUUUCACAGUGAGUAAGACCAGCACUGAGCUUUCUUCGAUGUCUCAGCCUGUUUCUGUGACAAGAACACACGCCGCCACUUCAGAUGUUACUGACACAGUAGGGUCGAGCUCUACCAGUGAGCCUCCCACUAUUUUGUUCUCAAACAAUUCUGCCACCUCCACCGCUGCCUCCACCAGCCCCAUAGGGAUCUUCAGCCCUCAUGAGCCCACAACGUCACAGAUUUCAAUGAACAAAUCAACUCCGGCAACUACGACAGCGCCGUGUGAAGCCUCAGAGAGCCUUCCCAGCUCCACAGUCCACCCCUGUUCCAGCCGGGGCGUGGUGAAGCACUGCCUCAUCACCAUCGCCGCCCUGGCUGGGUUGGCCACCGUUUUCAUGGUUACUACCAUUGUCCUCUGCACCAAGCUGUCAGCAAGGAAGUACAAGGUCAAGAAGCCUUCACAGUCUACAGAGAUGAUAUGCAUCUCGGCCCUGCUGCCUGAGAGGACUCAAACCUACACGAGACAACGCAACCCAGUGCCUAACGGUGUCCUGGUGAUCCACCAUGGGGGAGACAGUGAUGAGGAUGGAGGAGAUAACCUCACUCUCAGCAGCUUCCUUCCAGAAAAUGACCGCUAUGUGUAGGCAAUAUCGUUAUUAUUAUCAAGUAGGCUACGUGCUUUCAUCAGACCUCAGAUUGGACUGAUCUGUCUGAUGUCAGUGAUGUGGAAACAGUUGCUGUUUGAAUAAAUGCAUACUUCCCCUUUGAUGCUGGUGGUUUGGCUUCACUGCACGCCCUAUUUCUGUUGAGGAAGAGACACAGAGACCGCACAAAAAAUAAACAGUUACUGUGUAUUUUUACACUUCGUAGUUUUACACUUACUCUCCACUAGAGACUUUAUGUCAGGAUGAAGACAGUGAUCAAAGAUUAAAAAAAAAAAAAAAAAAAAAACAUCCUGAACUGAGCCCUGAUGGUGUUUCACUUAGCAACAGGAGACAGGAAGGCUUGUUUCUUUGUUUGGAUUACUGUUCUUCACAGACACUGUUCAGUUUACAAGUGCUAUUCUGGUAGCAGUGAGGCUUAACUGUAUGAAUGCUUGUUAUUUGACUAAUGGUAAACGUUUGGGUGUUUGUGUAGAGAUGGACUUUCUGUUCCCAGGAUAAUUUAUUAAUGUCUUAUUUAACAGACUGAUAACAGUUUAUUUUACAGGUCUGUUAUUGUCUAAUAAUUUCUCCCAACCUUUCUGGAAAGUACUAUGUAAUUUGGUAAUCAUUUUAGGGAACAUGGUUCACACACUAUUAGUUUAGUCAGUUGUUGAAGUCCCUUGAAAGAAACUUCUCCAUUAAAACCUAAGAAAAGAUUCUUGGUUACACAAGCAUAGCAUUCAAUAAGAAUUGAUUAUUUGAACACAUUCUGUAUUUUUUCUGAUUAUCAGUGGCAACAUCUUUUUAAGGAGAUUAUUAGAAAAUGAUUAGACUUUAUGGACCUGUAAAAUAAGGUUUUACCAAUGUUUUUCUUGCUUGUUCCCUUCAACAGAUAUCUGUUCUCUCUGAAAUUUUAAAUAAAAAUGUGUUCUGAGUAAAACAGA
Molecule: messenger RNA, 2994 nt
Organism: Dicentrarchus labrax (European seabass)
Lineage: Eukaryota; Metazoa; Chordata; Actinopteri; Moronidae
Exons: 3
Coding region: 548-2050 (500 amino acids)
Source: RefSeq, a predicted model, not a curated record